AUGACUGACAAUGCGAUGGAUGCGACUUCAUCCGCAUCAAAUGCUCAGCCUGACAGCACCGCAGAGACUUCCAACAAACCAACAGAAGAACCAACUUUAAUAGAGCCACAACAAACACCCAGUGUAAAACAUAACCUCAAAGACCCCAUCGUCUUCAACACACCCCUCGGCAUACAAAUCCUCUACAGCAAGUCCAUUCAGGAAUACUGGAUCCCAAGCAAUGGCCAGUUCACAAGUCUCAUCAAAAUCGACAAGAAACAAAUCACAAAAACAGAGGCCCGCCAAUUCUUAGCUACAAUUAAAACAUGGGACGAUAUAGUCACCAACCUACCCAAACAAUUCCCCAACAUCAAGCCCUCGCCAAACGAGCAGCUCCUCCCCUCAGCACUGGUGGUCUUCAACGCCCUCCACGAUAGUAUCCGCGUCAAACGCAACGAACAGGACUCCGGCCUCGCGCAAUUCUACUUCGACAAGCUCAAACUCGGGGGGAAGCAGUCCAAGACGCUGAUUCCACUGUGUCGUCCGGACUUUGACUACGCGUGCAGGUGUCUACAAUUGGAGACGUAUGGCCCCGUGGCGUACUGUCGCAACUGUACGUCCUACCGGGUACGGGAGGGAGAUGGGUACAGGUUGAUUAGUAUGGUUGGUGUUUUGACGUUUAGGAUGGACAUGGCGUGUGCGAUUUAUGCGUUGUGUUGCGAGGGGACGGGGACGGUUGUUGUUGAUGCGGCGUUUCGGACGUUUUGCGAGUUGUUGCCGUUUGCGAAUUUGGGGGGGAUACCUGCGCCGAGGGAGGUUGUUGUUACUUGGUUGAUGAGGGAUAGUUUGUUUAUAGGACGGCCGGGGAGUCCUGCUGUUAGUUGGGGGAGUAUGUUUUGUGAUAUGCGGGUUCCGGGUCAGGUUGAAGGGGGGAGGAUGUCGAGGCAGUUUGGUGUUGGUGAUGCGGUUGGGUUGGCGAGAUUGGGGUUGGCGGUUGCGACGUUGGGGAUGAUUAGUUAG
Pochonia chlamydosporia 170 is the source of this 999-nucleotide messenger RNA. RefSeq lists its product as hypothetical. The coding region runs from base 1 to 999 and encodes 332 amino acids. The transcript has a single exon. NCBI's taxonomy places the organism in Eukaryota, Fungi, Ascomycota, Sordariomycetes, Hypocreales, Clavicipitaceae. The record is from RefSeq and is a predicted model, not a curated record.